AUGGAUCAAAUAAUGUUGGACUCGGAUGACACUCUUCGGAGGCGUCAGCCAUUCAUGGAUGCCUCGAGCAGAAUCAAUCACAGCAAAUCACCAAAAGUGGAAACACCUCGCGUCAAAGUGGAGGAAUUUGACCAGCUCAAGACCCCUGAUCGCAUGUCGGUAGUCAUGAGCCCAACUCCCGGCGACAAAGAAAACCAGCGGUUAUCAGUUGCUACUGAUUGGCAAACAGAAUCUGCACGGAACUCAGUUGUCUCUGCAGCUUCCAUCUUGUCGGGCAAGGGAAAAAGAAAGACACAUGUUGGUCCAUGGCAGUUGGGCAGAACCUUGGGUAAAGGUGCGACUGGUCGGGUCCGAUUGGCCAAACACGCGGUCACUGGGCAGACCGCGGCUAUCAAGAUCGUAUCAAAGAAGUCUGCUGCCAUGGUGCAGAGCGAAAGUAUUGCGGCAAUGGAUCGGAACUCCAGCAAUUUCGCAGGAUUUUCGAAUACCCGACAGAUGCCGUGUGGGAUUGAACGUGAGGUUGUGAUAAUGAAGCUGAUUGAACAUUCCAACGUCAUCAGUUUGUAUGACGUCUGGGAAAAUCGUGGAGAACUGUACCUUGUCCUGGAAUAUGUGGAAGGAGGCGAGCUGUUCGACUAUGUCUCUCAAAACGGACCACUUCCAGAGGAAGAAGCUGUUCGAUUAUUUCGCCAGAUCAUCGCUGGACUAGGAUACUGUCAUAGAUUCAACAUCUGCCACCGAGAUCUGAAGCCGGAGAAUAUCUUACUCGAUGGCAAUCAUAACGUCAAGCUGGCAGAUUUUGGCAUGGCUGCGCUCCAGCCUGCAGGUCAUUGGCUCAACACUUCUUGCGGAAGCCCUCAUUAUGCAGCCCCAGAGAUCAUCUACGGUCGGAAAUAUCGUGGCGACAGAGCGGAUAUGUGGAGCUGUGGUAUUAUUCUGUAUGCUCUUUUGACUGGAUACCUGCCAUUUGAUGGCGGUGACUUGCCCAACACACUACGGCUUGUCAAGAAGGGCGAAUACAUGAUACCUCAGGAGCUGAGUUGUGAGGCGGCCAAUCUGAUCACUAGGAUUCUGCAGAAGCGACCGGAGGACCGUAUCUCGAUGCCGGAGAUUUGGACCCAUCCCCUCUUGACCAAAUAUGAGAAGUUGCACAAUGCCAUGGCCGACUACUAUAUUGGACCGCCUCCACCGUUGUCCAUAAAGGACUGUGGUAACCCGGUGACUAGCCGCAGCGAGAUUGACAUGGAUAUUCUUCGAAACUUGCAAACUUUGUGGCACGAUGUCAAGCCCGAAGGUUUGAUACAGAGAGUGAUGUCGCUUGAGCCCACACACGAGCGAAUGUUCUACAACUCCCUUGUCAAGUUUCGAGACGAACAACUGGAGAACUACCAGGGACAGCCGUUGGAGUAUUCUGCCAGUGACUACCAUCAUAUUUCGAGAAUCGGCGAAAGGGCUCAACGUGGUCGAACUGAAACUGGAGUAGCAAAUUCCAAACGACGCUCUCCUGCAAUGAAACAUCUACAUCGUCGGCUAGGUAAUACACAGGAACCGAAUUCUCCGGCGAGCGUGCAAAGUUACGAUCCCUUCAGGUCGCCCAAAGCUCAAGGAACGGCCGUCGAAGCCAAGUUCGCACAAAUUACAGUCCACCAUGCCGUCCCGGAGAUUCCUGAGCGUGGUGAAGUUUCGCCAGUCGGAAAGCCCCCGCCUUCCAUUAUGGAGGUGGAUGAGCCAGAGGAUGAGAACGAAGUAUCUGACUCACCAUUCACUGUUCUGCAAAAACGAAAACAUAAACCCAACUCUAUGAAGUCUUUGCAGUCCUCGAAAAUGCCUCAUUCAAGCUCUCGUCUGCCUGGCCUGUCUACUCACUCAACAAGCUACCGCCGGAAUGUGUCAUUCCGCCACACGCGCAAUCGCUCACAGGGAUCGACCAAGCCAAAGCGAAGAAAGACUACGCUUACCCAGCAGGGUGAAUUGAAGAGGUCUCCUAGCGCUGCGAGCUUGCAGAUGAUCGCGGAUGGUCUAUCCGUUCAUGAUAUCCCCAGCAGUCCACCGCUCCCUGCCCAACCCACAGUCGUCCGAAGCGGAAACAAAGUCAAGAACUUGGACCCACCCAGAAGGUUCCGCCAUCCAGACUUCGUAUGGAAGGAGGAUGCUCGUAAAGUGUCCAAUGAGCUGAGCCAGAUCUGUGAAGAGGCGUUCAAUGGUAGCUCUGUGACAACCAUCCGCACUGCUAGUACCAGCACAGAGAUGGGUUACGAAACCCCCACAACGCCUGUCUCCAUGGCGAGCCCGGGGCGCAUUGAUCAAUCUUCAAAGAGGGUCAGCUAUCAUCCACCGAGAGAGUCAAGUCGAUCUUAUGGCAUUCAGGAACUGACCGAGACUCGACAGAAGCUCGUUGAACACAGCUCGGGUCGCACCGAUAAUAUUCCGGGCUACCUAUCUGGUGUAAUUGGCCACCUAGAUCGGCUGAUCGAAGAAGAACAGUCUCAAAAGAUUGGUAAUGGAGUAGGAGAAAACGAACCUCGGUUCGUUGAUCCAUUCACCAUACCUACUCCUCCUACCAGUGAGCUUCCUUUGCCUGCGAUCAGUGAAGAAUUCGCUAGCCCCAUUCGUGGUGGUCCAGAUGAAGUGAGUCCAAAGCGGAGGCCCAAGUUGCGCCAUACGACGACUCGCCAUAGCGAUGGCAAGGCCACUAUCCGAAUGGUCCCACACAGCUCGCUUGGUUCAAUGCAGGAAGUUAAGCCAUUGAUGAUCCGCAAAAAGAACCAGCUCAUGGAGCCAGAUACUUACACCACUGAUCCCAUGCGAGCCUUCUCCGCUACAUCGAGACAGAGCCGUAACCCUGGCGGUCUUGACCCCAUCAGCGAAGUCCCAGGAUCCCCCAAGAAAGACGGAAAAGGUACAGAAAACAAGAAGUGGUCAUGGUUUAGAGCCCGCUCUCAGAAUUCCGACACGUUGCCUACUCUCCCACCGAAAGACAUACCGCCAAUCAUCCCCAGUACUGGGACAGUCAUUGUCAACCCCCCGCUAGAGCCCCAGUCUCCCACCCGGCCUGUUCCAACUCGCAAGACGUCAAUGGAGAGAUUUGGAGGUGCCUUAAAGAAGCUGGUGUCGAAGAAGCCAAGCAAGACUCCCGAGCCAGGGAUUGGUAGGUUGAAUCCCCGCAGCUGCACCGGAAUUUCACUGAGAUUGUUUGAAGACAACCCCAACCCCAAGGAUCGCCGCCAGUCAGAUGUACUUUGCAAGGGUUAUCCUGAGACGGAUAGUUCCUUCGAGACCGAUGAUCCGCAAAAUCCGUUCCAAAACAAGCGACGCUCGAUCGCAAACCACAAUUGGUUUGCUCGUGUUUUCCAAAUCAAACCUGCGACUCGGAUUAUUGCUCUAAAUACCAGCAAGGUUAAGGGCCGAAAGGUAGUCCACCAUCUCCUAGUGGACUGGGAGGACUAUGGAAUGGAAGAUGUCCGUAUGGACAAGGCCAACAGCAUUGUUCACGGUCGUGUGGGCGAGGUCAACUUUCUCCGACUACGUGAAGUUGAGUUCACGGCCCAGUUCUACACUGUCCUAGAACACGGCCGCCAGGCCAACUUGAGUCUUGUUAAAUUCAAGCAGGAGCGUGGUGCUGCGUCCUCAUUCAACAAGGUCGUCGACACUGUCUAUCAAAUUAUGAAGUCCCGUGGCCUCAUCGUCGAGGAUCCCGCGCGAGCAAAGAAGAUGGCCCGCGUGCUCGAUACUAUCCCCAGCGCCUAA
This is a messenger RNA of Penicillium pulvis, 3747 nucleotides long. RefSeq lists its product as uncharacterized. The coding region runs from base 1 to 3747 and encodes 1248 amino acids. The record is from RefSeq and is a predicted model, not a curated record. Gene Ontology annotation, biological process: protein phosphorylation; intracellular signal transduction. Gene Ontology annotation, cellular component: cytoplasm. The transcript has 4 exons. Gene Ontology annotation, molecular function: ATP binding; protein serine/threonine kinase activity. Lineage: Eukaryota; Fungi; Ascomycota; Eurotiomycetes; Eurotiales; Aspergillaceae.